This is a messenger RNA of Sinocyclocheilus rhinocerous, 2269 nucleotides long. Its product is annotated as 1-acylglycerol-3-phosphate O-acyltransferase ABHD5-like. The record is from RefSeq and is a predicted model, not a curated record. Gene Ontology annotation, molecular function: lysophosphatidic acid acyltransferase activity; carboxylic ester hydrolase activity. Gene Ontology annotation, cellular component: mitochondrion; lipid droplet. Bases 67 to 1131 code for a protein of 354 amino acids. The transcript has 7 exons. Gene Ontology annotation, biological process: phosphatidic acid biosynthetic process; positive regulation of triglyceride catabolic process; negative regulation of triglyceride storage. Lineage: Eukaryota; Metazoa; Chordata; Actinopteri; Cypriniformes; Cyprinidae.
AUUAUUGUGUCUUUGAUUGACAGCUCUUUUACAUUCUCUUGCUUUAGACUGGUUCAGCGUGUACUGAUGUUACUUGGUAUUCGUAGUUUCUUCUACAAUGUUUUCUGUUUCUUGGACAAGACAUUGAGAUCAUGGUGGAUCACUGGCUGGCUGCCCUCCUGGUGCCCAACAUCACAGAGCCAACUGAAGGAGGCAGAAGAGAAGAUGUUGCAGUACAUCACAAGCAAGUUCUGCAGGCAGUUUGUCCACAUAUCUGACAAAAACUCACUGUGGACAUUGGCAUUUAAGGGGCCAAUGGAAAAUAAGACCCCUCUGGUGCUGCUGCAUGGAUUUGGGGGCGGUGUGGGACUCUGGGCGCUGAACCUGGACUCUCUCUCUCAGCAGAGGCCCGUUUACACCUUCGACCUGCUGGGCUUUGGUCAGAGCAGCAGACCUCACUUUAACACGGAUGCACAAGAGGCUGAGCUCCAGUUUGUGGAGUCCAUCGAACAGUGGAGGGAGAAGCUGGGCCUGGAAAGUAUGAUUAUGUUAGGCCAUAACCUAGGAGGAUAUCUGGCUGCAUCCUACGCAAUCACAUACCCAACCAGAGUAAAGCGCCUGAUUCUGGUGGAACCGUGGGGUUUUCCAGAGCGUCCUGACCCAGGAGACCAAGAUAGACCCAUUCCUGUGUGGAUCAAAGCUAUAGGGGCAAUGCUGACCCCAUUCAACCCUCUCGCUGGUCUGAGAUUGGCUGGACCUUUAGGCCCUACUCUUGUGCAGACUCUGAGACCAGACUUCAAAAAGAAAUUUGCAGCUGUGUUUAAUGACAACAGAGUGACAGAAUAUAUUUAUCAUCUUAAUGUCCAAAUUCCAAGCGGUGAAACAGCCUUUAAAAACAUGACCAUUCCGUAUGGCUGGGCAAAGAGGCCCAUGCUGCAGAGAAUUGGCCUGAUUCACAGCGACAUCCCCAUUACAGUGAUCUAUGGCUCACGCUCCAGCAUAGAUGGCCACUCCGGCAAUUCAAUCAAAGAAAUGAGGCGAAACUCCCAUGUAGAGAUUAUUGCCAUACGAGGUGCAGGACACUAUGUGUAUGCUGACCAGCCAGAGGAUUUCAACCAGAAGAUACUUCAUGUCUGUGAAACAAUAAGCUGAAGAGUGAUGAUGAAGGUACAUGCUAUCAGGAACUCUUCACACAUGGCUUUCUGCAGAACUGUGUAUCUCCACAUCAGCUUGUGAGCAGCAGAUUAUCUUCGUGGCAUCCUAAUUUUGAACCUGAGAGUUUGAAAGCCACUUGGUUUGAAAACCAUAUGUUUGUUUUGCACCACUACUGAUUUUUUUUAGGCAUUUUUGUGAGUUUGCAUGUCACGUAAUUAUGAUGAUAUACUGAUAUGAAAAAAUUCAAAUGUUUAUAUUUAAAAAAAAUUUGAUCUUUGAUUUUGAAGGUUUUUAGCAAAUAUUAGCUUUAUUUAAAUAGAACUUAAUAUAUACGUAUAAUCCACAGACAAAAUUCUCCAAAUCAGAGCUGUUAGGCAUUAAUUUAUCAUUUAAAAAAUCCCUUGUUAAUUGUUUUCAUUAUUAAUAUUUUUAUACACUUUUUCAUCUUUUGUGUUUCUAAACUAUCAUGAACGUUUUAUGAAUAUAGACAGCAAUGAUUGUGUUUUAGAGCUUUUAAAACCUUUUUGUUUGUUUUCUACCUCAUGAAACUAUAAAAUCGGAUUAGAAGGGAGACAGACAUGUGGAGCAACAGAAAGCAGAUGUGUUCUCUGGUCCUGCUGUUCACUUAAUGUGUAGCCUGAACAUUUGCAAAAUCUUUUUUAAGUGUCUCAGUUUCCAAAACAUUUAUACAUUUUGGCAUUUAAAAUCUUGCCCUGCAGGCUGGUGUUACAGUUUUCACAAAGGUUAUAUAAAGAUACUGAGCCCCAGGUCACAGCCUGUUAAGUAUUCAGGCAAAAUAAAUGCAAUGCAUGCUUUAGGACAAGUCAAUAUUCUGUAAAAGCAUUUAGUAAUAAAUGGGCAUUUGUUUGUAAGGAACAGUGAUUUUAAUGUCAAUAUAGUUUUAAAUUAAAUUGUGGAUGUCAUAAAGAGUUUGUAAAUAACAUUUGUUCGGAUUUAUAUUUUUUCAGUUUUGUCCAAUCUAUUUUUCAUGUGCCAACUCAAGAUGUCUAUUGUUAAUUUUAAUAAUAAUAAACUUAUUUUAUGAGUCUCUUGAAUACAGCUGCCCCCUGUCAUAAGGGCCGUAUGAAACACACUCGUCAUUGUGGCCAGACGGUUCCCUGGAGACCAGGUGGAA